Molecule: messenger RNA, 3179 nt
Organism: Salvelinus fontinalis (brook trout)
Lineage: Eukaryota; Metazoa; Chordata; Actinopteri; Salmoniformes; Salmonidae
Product: serine/threonine-protein kinase Nek5-like
Exons: 21
Coding region: 117-2666 (849 amino acids)
Biological process (GO): protein phosphorylation
Molecular function (GO): protein kinase activity; ATP binding
Source: RefSeq, a predicted model, not a curated record
AUCAGUGUCAACAUACUUUUCCGGUUAGAUUUAACUCUGUUGAAAAACACACAUCACCACAUAGUGUUCCCACAAAUGUACAUUUGAAAGGGAACGUGUCGUCUUGGUGUGGUGUUAUGAACCAGUAUGAGGUGGUCCAUCAAAUUGGAGAGGGGGCAUUUGGGAAGGCCUUCUUGGCCCUGAACAGGGACAGAGACUGGGGUGGUGAGAGCCAGUGCGUGGUCAAAGAGAUCAACCUCAGAAAGAUGUCACCUAUGGAAAAGGAAGCAUCCAAAAAGGAAGUAUUUCUGCUUGCAAAGAUGAAGCAUCCAAAUAUCGUCACCUUUUUCAAAUCAUUUCAGGAGAGCACUAAACUUUACAUAGUGAUGGAGUACUGUGAUGGAGGAGAUCUGAUGAAGAAGAUCAGUAUGCAAAGAGGGGUUAUGUUUACUGAGGAGCAGAUAGUGGAUUGGUUUGUACAGAUCUGUUUGGGACUGAAGCACAUCCAUGACAGGAAGGUUUUGCACAGAGACAUCAAAGCACAGAAUAUAUUCCUUACCAAGAAGGGGAUGAAAGCCAAGCUGGGAGACUUUGGCAUUGCAAGAAUGUUAAACAAUACCAUGGAGCUUGCCAGGACCUGUGUUGGGACGCCAUAUUACCUGUCUCCUGAGAUCUGUGACAACAGACCGUACAAUAACAAAACGGAUAUAUGGUCUCUGGGCUGUGUCCUGUAUGAGCUCUGCACCCUCAGACAUCCAUUUGAGGGCAACAGCCUGAGGCAGCUGGUAGUGAAGAUCUGUAGGGGGCGCUAUAACCCAGUCUCCACCCGCUACUCCUACGACCUGCGCCUGCUGGUCACUCAGCUGUUCAAGGUCAGCCCGCGAGACCGGCCCUCCGUCAACUCUGUCCUCAAACGGCCUUUCCUGGAGAAACACAUCAGCAAACACCUGGACCCCCAGGUCAUUGAGGAGGAAUUCAGCCACACAGUGCUGCACAGAAAGAGAGCUGCAGGCCCACUGCCUAGAGUGCGGGCCGCACCAGUACAGAUCACCGAAAUAAUCCCCAAAGCCAGAGUCUCAGAGAGGCCUCCUCCUCGGUCGAAGCCUGGGCCCUCGGUGAAGAAACCGCCCCCCAAACCAGAUUGGAAACCCCCUACCAGAGUCAUGCCACAGCACAAACCGUUUCAUCUACGAGCAGCACAGAUUAGGGUUCCAGUGGCCAGACAAUACGGUCAACAGAACCCCAGGUGGGACGGUCAGGCUGAAGUCAACCCUUACGACCACCACUAUGCCCAGCUGGACGCCAUCCAGAGGAGAUACUCUCCUCUACCUCCUCGUCCUCCUCUUCCCUCCUGUCAUCCUCCGGUGGUUCAGGAGAGACCUGUGGAGCGCUAUGAUGACAGAGAGAAUCACCCAGAACCUUAUCAAUUGGUGGCUGCUGCUCAUGAUGAAUACCGCCAGAGGAGACAGGAGGCCAACCAGUACAAGCUGAGGGCAGAGAAACAGCUGGGCCUGCGGCCCUCCACAGCAGACACUGAGCAUUACAGACAGCCUGAGCAGGACCAGGGGGCAGGGCGACCUGCACAUCCACCCACACCUCACGACAGGAGGCAGGAUGGGCAGCAGGAGUAUCUACGGAAGUUGCAGCACAUCAGACAGCAAUAUUAUAAUGAGAUGAGAGAUAUCAGAAUGAGAGCUGAUGCUGAGCCUCAGCCACAAGUGAAACCAGGCACAUACCUGGUAGAGAAGCCCAGACACAUAGAGCCACCAACACAUAGUGGAGACCAGGACAGAGACAGACCCCAACCUGACCAGGACAUUGAAGGAGCCCUGAGACAGAUCAGGCAGGAGAACAGACUGGAGAGGAGAGAGCUACAGAAGAAGCACAAAGACAAGAAAGCUAUCAUGUUUGAGAUCAAGUUAAAUGACGAAAGGAUUCAAGAGGAUGAAGACAAAGAAAAAGAGGAGAAGAGGGAUGAGACCCUGAGCUUCCAGGCAGGGGAGGACCUGAGGCACAGGGAUUGGUCUGGGGCAGGAUUGGGGGCAGGGCAGGAUGAAGGCACCCCCAGGUCUGAGGUGAGGAAGGGGUGGCGCCAGGCAGCACCACAGACCCUACUGGAUGCCCUGGCUGAGAUGGACGUGUCAUCAGUGUGUACCACCAUGGCUGUGCCUGAACUGGGUGACGCUGCAGAUCUCGAGGGGAAGGCAAUAGGGGAGAGGAGACAGUGGGGUGAGGGUCCCCCCAACACCCUGCUCCAUGCUUUGGGCCAGGCUGAGCUAACCUCCACCCUGGACUCCGUAAUGCCAGAACCAUUGACUGAGAAAGACCGCGCCAAGGAGCAGGAGGAAGCUGAAACAAAGGAAAAAGCGGAGGAGAAUAAAGACUCAGAUGUGGAGAUGGACGAGGAGCGUCUAGAGCCCAGGUCGGAUGAUGACGACACGAACUUUGAGGAGUCUGAAGAUGAGCUGAGAGGUGGCAGAGUCAAUGAUGAACCUUUUUAUAAUGGAGUAGUGGGGGAAAUAGAGUUACAGUCAGGAAACUGUAGAUCUCCAGCAAAUACACCAUGUGAUACCUUCAUAGAGGGUAAACUCUCUCAGACUCAAGCUGCAGGGUGUGAGACUUUGGCAGAGCAACCAAGGGAUACCCAGGUUUCAGACGAGGACUGUGAGGCUAAUAAGAAGCAAUAGCCAGAAAAUUAGUUUUCAUAUUAUUUAGAUUUAAGUGAAACGAUGACAAGGACCUUGUUAAUGGAUUCCUUUCUACAAAAACAGCAAGUUUGAGUAAGCUGUCUUUAUAAAUUUUCAGCAACAAAACGUGCAUAUUUUUUUCUUGGCUAUAGACAUCACAGGAGGUUGGUGGCACCUUAAUUGGGGAGGACAGCCUCAUGGUAGUGGCUUGAGUAGAUUGUAUCAAAUACAUGGUUUUGCGCCGCUGCAGCCUUCACUGCAAACCUGUGGCAAGAAUAGGUAUCACUUGGCCCAAACUUGAACCUAGUAGACCUGUCUUACAUUUUUCUAAACUGCAGGUGAAAGUUUGGCGCUACCUAUUCUUGCCACAGGUUACAAGUAUUUGGGUGUUGAAAAUGUUUCAGUAUUGUUGUUACAUGGAGCAACUUCUAAAGACUAAAUCCAAAUAAAGUACAACAAGGUUGAAUUUUUUUAUUCAGACAUGAACAAUACAUGUACUUUUCCAAAAGAAAA